This is a messenger RNA of Oncorhynchus tshawytscha (Chinook salmon), 4517 nucleotides long. RefSeq names its product CTS telomere maintenance complex component 1 (gene ctc1). Gene Ontology annotation, molecular function: telomeric repeat DNA binding; single-stranded DNA binding. Gene Ontology annotation, cellular component: CST complex. Gene Ontology annotation, biological process: telomere maintenance via telomere lengthening; positive regulation of DNA replication. Bases 337 to 4422 code for a protein of 1361 amino acids. The transcript is spliced from 22 exons. The record is from RefSeq and is a predicted model, not a curated record. Lineage: Eukaryota; Metazoa; Chordata; Actinopteri; Salmoniformes; Salmonidae.
CGUUUCUGAUUGGCCAGUGUGCGUUCUUCCCUCCAGCCCGGAUUUGGUCCGGAAGAACUCCCGUUAACCGAGCGCUGUUUGCUGGGCGGCAGGUUUCGUGCGUUAUGAACGUAAUGGGGACGCCGUAGUUCUACUGUUAUUGUUAUUCAGAUGAUUUGAAUUUUUUUUUGUGUGUGCGACUCUGUGAUAGUUUAUUACUAAGUGGUUGACAACGGUAGCAUUAAUGUCUGUCCGAUCAGAUCUGACCAAAAUUCAAAGAGUUUAAUAGUUACGUGACUUGUAGUUAAGGUGAAGAUAUGAAGCGAUUCAGAACAGCAUCAACGAAACGAACCUAGAAUGGAAUCAUUUAUGGAUAACUUCAGGGAGAGGAGUGAAGUGGAACGGGAGUGGCUGCAGGAGCUAUUCGUGUUCGUGAGGGACAAUCUGUUCCCGGUUCUCGGUCCAACCACCGGUAGUGUUUCCCCGGAACAGCUCUCGCUAGCCAUGAUACGGAGAGUGGAACGGGCGGUGGGCUCCUCGUCUGCCCGGUCUCUGCCGCUCAGUUACAGGCUCAUCUCCGUAGCUGAGCUGGUUACCUGGCAACGCACACCCUGCUGUAGCAACCUGACCUGGAGCACCGCUCAGCACAGAGAAUGGGUCCGGGAGGCGGAGCAGGCUCUGCCCAAUCACAAGGCUUUGCCGCGUGCCAGCCUGUUGCUGAUCGGCUGUCUCAGUGAUGGGUGUGACCCAGAGAGGUCAUGUGACGGAGCGUGGCGUGUGAGGGACGCCACCGGGACCGUGCACUGUGAGCUACUGAGCCCCUCCCCUCUCUGGCUGGGCCUGCCGGUUCUCUUCCCCUGCUGGAAUUACAUACCCCAGCCUGCACUGGGGAAGGACCAGGAAGUGGAGGAGAGGGGCUACCUGGAGCUGGUUGGCUGUCCCCUAGCCCUGACCUCUGUCCCUGAGAUGACCUUUAACCCUGCAGAGGUCAACCUGAAGAGAGCUGUGGGGGUCAGAGAAGCUGCAGAACUCAUACAGCACAGGGUGCGAGGCCUUCGUGUGAAGGUGUAUGGGGAGGUUUCUGGAGUCUACCCUCUACUGAACAUCGCAGGGAAGUCCCUCUUCUGUCUCCGUCUGAGAGAGGGACGACACACUCUACCAUUACUGGUCACGGAGCCGUGCUGUCUGUGGUGGCAGCAGUGUGUGUGUGUGGGAGGGAGUGUGUGUGUGUCGGGGCUGCGUGUGUGUGCACUGCAGGGCUGGUCUGGGAACAGGGUUCUGUGUGCAACGAGUCAGUCUUCUCUCACUUUGCUUCCUGACACGCUGAUCCAGGACCUGUCUGAUCCACCCACAUUGGACAAGCACACCCCAGACCCAGACCCUGUGGGGUUAGAUCCACCGCUGUCUGACUGCAGUAGUACUGGGUGUCCUCUCCCAGAGAGACGGGGUGCUGGACCAGACCCAGACCCUGUGGGGUUAGAUCCACCGCUGUCUGACUGCAGUAGUACUGGGUGUCCUCUCCCAGAGAGACGGGGUGCUGGACCAGACCCAGACCCUGUGGGGAUAGAUCCAACACUGUCUGACUGCAGUAGUACUGGGUGUCCUCUCCCAGAGAGAGGACCAGACCCAGACCCCUCUCCCAUCCUGAGGCCCAAACUCUCCAAGGCUAUCAGCUACAAGGGUGUGCUGACCAGUGUCCUGAGUGCGGCAGCGGGGCUCUAUGUGAUUGACGGGAAGGUGGGCCUGUGUUUGGCCUAUCAGCCACUGCAGAGGCGUGGCCUGCGUCCGGGGGCGGAGAUAGAACUCCAUGAUGUCCAUUUCCUGUACCGCCCCUCUCCCCACUUCCAUCCCUGCAUGCUCUGCGUGUGUCUACACUCCAGUCUGCGUGUCACUUCCUUCAGCCGCCUGGGGUCAGAGGUCGACCGCCCUAGCGACGCCCCGCUGCCGUGGCUACUGCUGGAGAGGAAUCUGGGCGUGUCUCAGUACCUGUGGCUCUGUCACUGCUGCAGAGCUCUAAGAGACAGACUGGUCCCUCGCUGGGUGAAAGAGGAGUGCGUGUAUGUGGUGGCUAGGAGGCUGUUUGAGUGUGUGGUAACGUCAGAGAAGGGAGGAGGGAGGAGAGACAUCUACAGAGAGAUGCUACAGGAGCCACACCACUGUCCCCUCACUGAGUACUCUGUGAGUUCUCCAGUGUGUGAGUACGUGUCGGUGUCAGACUGUGUGUGUGUGAUGGAGAAAGAGUGCUGGUCGUCUCUGUCUCUCUCCUCUCUCCUCCCAGCCUGUGGUAGUUCCCUGACUCAGGCUGAGCUGAACCCAUCUAUAGCCUGGUCCGUAGGCCUCUCUCUGGGGCAGGACAUUCAGCCCCGACCCCUACUGCUGGUCGGAGUGUUGGAGCUCCCUGGAACACACACACUCCGCCUGAGAGACCAGACCGGCGCCGUGACCUGUGUUGCCGUGGAGACUGGCGAUGAUGACUCGGGUGGUCAGAGAGCUGCCAACAACACUGCUUGGAUAGGUUGCUUGGUGUGUGUGCAGAGGUUCACCAUGGUGAUGGAGAGAUUUGUCCAAUCAGAGUUCCCUUCAUACAGACACCUGGACCAGGACAGUUACAUCACACACAAACACUGCAGGGUGUACAUCCAGCUGUGUCUGAACGACCUCCAGAUUCUCAGCCCCUCUGCUGCCAUGGCAUCACUCCUCCUCAGAGAAAACAUCAGAACGACACAGGGAGGAGAGAGGGUAGAGGGGGGAGAGAGGGAGGAGAUGAGUGAGACAGAGAGAGAGAGGAGAGAGAAAGGGGGAGAAGAGAGGGAGGAGAGGAGAGAUGAUGUUUCUGAGAGGAAGAAGAGGAGCAGAGAAGAAGAGAGGAUAGAGGAAAAGAAAGAGGAGAGAGAGGGAGGGGCCAAGAGAGCACGACAAAACCACACAGAGAACGAGACCUGCUCCCAACCAGGAGGAGGAGCCUCAUUGCCAGGCGACCGGCCCUGUAUCUCCGUGGUGAUGUGUGUGGAAGGAAAGGAGGGCGUGGCCUGGCGGAACGAGGGGAUUGCCUGUGAGGGAGAAGAGGCUGGGUUAUCUCUGUGUUUCUCUGUGAGGGCUGAUCUCAUUGGUCAAAUUCAGCGGUGGGGGCGGGACCCCAGGAACUGUCCAUUACAGGAGAGAGAGACAGACGGACAGACCAGAACGGUAGAGCUGUUGUUUGUGAGGUCAUCAGUACGCUGGUUUCCUCUGAUCCAGGCUGGAUCUUUCUACAGACUCAUCGCUCCAAACACCCAGGAUCCCAGUGUUCUGAUUGGCUGUCGUGUUGCUGGGAGGAGUGGUGUAGUGCUCCAUACGAACCCCUCCCUCCUUGUGCGCUCUGAUUGGAGGAUCCACACCUUGACCCACCCACUCCUGACCACGCCCUACUCCCAGUUUGUUUCUCAGAAGGUCAUGUCUGUGGCUGAGGUCCUAGACUGCAGCAGUGGGGUGGAUCUGGUGUCGUUCCAUGGAGUCAUAUCCCAGAGGAUUACCCUACAGAGAGGAACGACCACACACACUCCUACACAGAGAGGAACGACCACACACACUCCUGCACAGAGAGACGUGGAAGCAGGACUGAGUGUGAGGUUGACGGUGUGUGUGGAGCCCAGAGGGCGGAGCCUGCAGGUCUAUUUGGACCUAAGCCUCACCCCCUACCCUCCCGGCCUGGUACCCGGAAACACUGUCCAGUUUACCAGCUUCCAACGCAGGCUGUCACGGGUGGGAGGGGUGUAUUGUCGUUCUGUCCCAGUCAGCUGUUUGACCAUCAUGGCCCUGGGAAAGACAGACACCCAGUCAUGUGACUCUCCUCCUCCCAUGAUCCUCUUGGGUGUGUGGGCAUUGGCAGGGGCAGAGCAGUGCAUUUUGGGCCGGGUCAGAGGUCAUGUGGUGUGUGUUCUCUACCUGCAGCUGCAGUGGACUUGUUCUCUGUGUGGCAGUAUAUACACACAGGAGAGGUGUACUCGGUCUCAGCCUCCCUGUAAUUCUACCUCUGCUGUGUUUCAGGCCGAAGCCAAGGCAGCUGUAGAGGAUGGCAGUGGAGAGGCCCAUAUUUGGUUCUCCUGUCCAGUAAUUUCCGGUUUACUGGGGUUAGCCAUGCCCCAGUGGGAAGGGCUUCAGAGGUCACUGAGGGUCAGAGGUCACCUCAGGGUCUACACUCGGGGGCGGAGCCUGGUGUGUGAUGUGGAUGCUGACGACCCUCUCCUCCAGUACCUGUCCUGUGUGUGUAGCAGCAGCACUGUGUGUCGCCCCCUAACUCUCAUCUGCACUCUACACACACGUUCACACACACCUGCUGCACGCAGAGAGGACUCUUCCCAGCUGAAGAGGUUUACCCGAGGAGACAGAGAGUUUGUGACUCGGAUGCCCCCCCCUCUCCAACUCACCUGUACACACAUCCUGGAGGAGAGAGAGCGGGACUGAGAGUGCGAUAGGGAGACUGAGAGAGCGAUAGGGAGACUGAGAGAGCGAUAGGGAGACUGAGAGAGCGAUAGGGAGACUGAGAGAGCGAUAGGGAG